Messenger RNA from Verticillium dahliae VdLs.17, 2467 nucleotides. RefSeq names its product membrane transporter. The transcript has 3 exons. Gene Ontology annotation, biological process: transmembrane transport. The coding region runs from base 1 to 1578 and encodes 525 amino acids. Gene Ontology annotation, molecular function: transmembrane transporter activity. NCBI's taxonomy places the organism in Eukaryota, Fungi, Ascomycota, Sordariomycetes, Glomerellales, Plectosphaerellaceae. The record is from RefSeq and is a predicted model, not a curated record.
AUGAGCGCAUACACCAGCCCUGAGUCGAAGGGUACUUCGCCCACGCAAGAAGAUCGCUUCGGACAUCAUGGUGAGAGCCUAGCUGACACAGCAGCCGACGACUCGGCCAUUUAUCCCAAGGGCACCUUAGAUCCAGUAUACGAAGCCAAGGCGCGCGUUCUCAACCGAGCUAUUCUAGACAUUGGGAUGGGAUGGUAUCAAUGGCAGCUUUUUAUUGUCGUUGGUUUCGGUUGGGCUGCCGACAACCUCUGGCCCAUUGUGACAUCACUUAUCUUCACACCCAUCACCAACGAGUUCGGACCCUCCCGGCCACCUCUCCUUACCCUCGCCCAGAACAUUGGCCUGCUUGCCGGUGCCAUGUUCUGGGGGUUUGGGUGCGAUAUCUUUGGCCGGCGUCAUGCCUUCAACUGCACCCUGGGCCUGACAGCCUUCUGGGGCCUUGUUGCCGGCGGUGCCAAUAAUUUUGCCGCCAUCGGCAGUUUCGCAGCGCUUUGGUCGUUCGGUGUUGGCGGAAACUUACCUGUCGACUCAGCCAUCUUUCUUGAAUUUCUGCCUGGCACCCACCAGUAUCUCUUGACCAUUCUCUCUAUCGAUUGGGCUAUUGCUCAAGUUGUUGCGAAUCUCGUCGCCUGGCCGUUGUUGGGAAAUCUGACAUGCCAACAAGAUACUGUUUGUCGUAAGAGAGACAACAUGGGGUGGCGAUGGUUUACCAUCACCAUGGGCGGGAUCACAGCUGUCAUGUUCCUGGUUCGUUUUGCCGCCUUCAAGAUUUUUGAGUCGCCAAAGUACCUCAUGGGCAAAGGACGUGAUGAGGAUGCCGUCCGUAUCGUUCACGAAGUCGCGCGGCGCAACAACAAGACAACGUCUCUAACACUGGCCGAUCUGAAGGCUUGUGAACCCGAGGGUUAUGUUGCUCAGACCAAUGUCUCUGCUGCGGCCAAGAGAUAUGCUGCAAAGCUCAACUUUAGCCACAUUCGUGUUCUCUUCUCGACACGCAAGCUAGGGCUCAGUACUGGCCUCAUCAUGGCCGUCUGGGCGCUCAUUGGCCUUGGCUACCCGCUGUACAACGCCUUCCUGCCCUUCAUCCAGGCCACGCGGGGCGCCGAUUUUGGUGACGGCAGUACCUACAUCACCUACCGCAACAGCUUGAUCAUAUCAUCUCUCGGCGUUCCUGGCGCAUUGCUCGGAGGCUGGCUUGUGGAGCGAAAGGUCAUUGGUCGCAAGGGCACUCUGUCCUUGUUCACCGUGUUGACAGGCGUCUUUUUGUACUGCUCGACGACGGCGGUAACGAGCAAUGCACUCCUGGGCUGGAAUUGCGCAUUCAACUUCUGCAGUAACGUCAUGUAUGCUGUGCUCUACGGAUUCACACCAGAGCUUUUCCCUACACCCCAACGCGGCACGGGCAAUGCUUUGACGGCAACUUGCAAUCGCAUUUUCGGCAUCAUGGCUCCUAUCAUCGCCAUGUUCGCCAACCUUGAGACGUCGGCUCCCGUGUACACAAGUGGUGCUCUGUUCAUCGCUGCCGGUCUUCUUGUACUGCUGAUGCCGUUUGAGUCACGGGGAAGGGCGGCAUUAUAGAGAAUGCCUUUGUUCUCGGAGGCUUCCGCAAAAUGCCGUCAUUCCGUGAUAGCUUUCCUUAUUGCCUUGGCCUUGAUUACACACUUUGCUUCUUGUCUCUUGGCCCCGACUUGGGAAGGGCCCACGCAGACUGGUUGAGAAGGCAGGGGAAAGUGCCCACGCAGCAAGCAGGGUGACGUUUGCCCUUCAUUUUCACGAACAGUCGCUUCGCCCUACCCCUGCAAAGAUAUGAUCGCGAGAUUAUCUCGAUGACGGUUUUCCCGCUCAGAAGUGACCUGCCUAGCUGGGAUCAAGAACCGUGGAGACGGGGAGAGCGCGAUGGAGAUGAUGCGUCUGGACAAGAUAAGGCCCUCGGAUGGCCCUUAACAUUAGGUACGUUGGAUGUCGGCGGUACCAUCGGAGCCCGUGCUUUCUUGGCAACCGGCUAGUGGCUUUCUUCAACAAAACCAGUUUCCCGACUGCUGUGCAUUCGUGGGAGACAAGAAACAAGAAGAGCGAUCUCGGGAUACCGAAUACCUAGAACCACUCUGGACGGCUCGCUGCUGGCACUCAUGAGUGCCGACCUAGGUACCAAAGUAGGUAGGUACCGUAGGUAGGUAAAGACCCCAAGGCACGCUGAGGUCACAGCGCCCCACACUAUCCCCCGCUUUCCCCUCAGCUGCUGCUGCUGAGCUGCCUCAUUCAGUUUCGUUGCCAAUGCUGUGCUACGCCUUCAAUCGUAAAGUGACUGAUGAUCCCACCCUCCCAGUGUCCAACUCUCGCAUAGAUCGCUGCCCUUGACGAUCAAGCUGCCCACUUCGUGUAUUAGAAAGAUGUCGUUGCAUAAUGGAUCUUUCUUUUCGGCCCUAAAGAGGCCAAGGCGGCUCCCGAGGUCGUCGCCGACAAUACA